Adineta steineri is the source of this 1173-nucleotide messenger RNA. The record is from the annotation of a GenBank genome assembly. NCBI's taxonomy places the organism in Eukaryota, Metazoa, Rotifera, Eurotatoria, Adinetida, Adinetidae.
AUGUUUUUUAGUAUCGUAUUUUUCCUUCAAUUGAGUACGGUAGUAUUAUCACAAAGUGUAUUUUCUCCUCCAGAAUUUACAGAUACUAGUUGUGCUGGUAGUAAUCAAUGGACAACUUGGUUUGAUUCAAAUGAUCCAAGUGCAGCACUUGGUGAAUUUGAAGUAACAACUCAUAUUCAACAAAUAUUUCCUUCAUUUAUGUGUCCAGUACCAAUUGCGAUUGAAGCUCGUACAAUAUCUGAUGUAAAUCCAGCACAAACUGGUGAUAUAUUUCGUAUAACACCUAAAGAUGGUUUCUUAUGUUUAAAUCAACAAGUUGAUGGUUUUAAACAAAAAUUAUGUUCUGAUUAUAAAGUACGUUAUUGUUGUCCAUUAACAACUGUUGGACAAACAACCACCACAACAACAUUUCGAACACCAGUUGCUUCUAGUUAUACUUGUGGUCGUCAAACUAUAACACCUUUACGUCAACGUGUUGUUGGAGGUGUUGAAGCUAUACCAAAUUCAUGGCCAUGGAUUGUUUCUUUAAGAGUACGUGAUCAUUUUUGUGGUGGAACUUUAAUUGAUACACGACAUGUUCUUACAGCUGCACAUUGUUUAACUGGUGCAAAUCCUGCUAGUCUUCGAGUAGUUGCUGGUUUACAUCAACGAUUAAAUUUGAAUACAGGACUUACACAAAAUAUUGGUGUAUCACGUAUAUUUCUUCACGAACAAUAUAGUUCAAGAACACAUGCUAAUGAUAUUGCUAUUAUUCGUCUUUGUCAACCAGUUCAAUUGAAUGCAUAUGUAAAUUUAAUUUGUUUACCAGGACCUGAUCCACAAGAAUUAUCAUCAGUUACUGUAGCUGGUUGGGGAUCAACAUAUUAUGGUAGUCCAUUACCUAGUGCACUUCGACAAGUUACAAUGCAAGUAACAAAUGCUCAAGCUAAAGCAUCAUAUCCAGCUUAUUUCAAUGUUCAACGACAAAUUGGUGCUGGUAUACCAUAUGUUGGUGGAAAAGAUAGUUGUCAAGGUGAUAGUGGUGGUCCUUUGAUGUACAAUCCUGCUGGUCAAUGGUAUCUAUCAGGUGUAGUUAGUUUUGGCAUGCAAUGUGGACAUGGAAAUUUUCCAGGUGUUUAUACACGUACAAGUGCUUAUCUUAAUUGGAUACAUAAUAAAAUAAAUUCGAUUUAA